Messenger RNA from Saprolegnia parasitica CBS 223.65, 1671 nucleotides. RefSeq lists its product as hypothetical. The record is from RefSeq and is a predicted model, not a curated record. Bases 1 to 1671 code for a protein of 556 amino acids. The transcript has 13 exons. NCBI's taxonomy places the organism in Eukaryota, Oomycota, Saprolegniomycetes, Saprolegniales, Saprolegniaceae. Gene Ontology annotation, biological process: vesicle-mediated transport. Gene Ontology annotation, cellular component: Mon1-Ccz1 complex; intracellular membrane-bounded organelle.
AUGGAACUGGUCCUGUGGCACGACGGCCUUGGCAGCGACGAUGACGCAGCGACCGACGAAGAGUCAGCGGCGCGUGUCUUGUACUUCUUCCCGCCUCGAGCCUGCGCCGACCAGCUCAACGUGCUCCAAUUGCUCCAGGGCGCCCACGCCUUCGCGUCCAGCUUUGGCGCUGCAGCCGCCGACGACGCGACGCAUGUCCAGCUCACGACAAUGCGCUACUGCUAUCGCCGCUGUGAGUCGCACGUGUGGAUUGCGCUCGGCGUACAGACGCGCGACGACGACGCGGCCGCAUGCAGCGAAGCAGCAAUGGAGGCCGCAGUCCAUCAGCUCUACGCGACGUUCCGGCUCUUCUACGGCAGCAUUGAAGCGCGCCUCGCCACGCAUCGCGCGGGAACAUCGGGCAUGGACGUUUUGAAGCAAAUUGGGGCGUCGCGCAAGCUGCUUCGCAAAGCCUCCUCGCGGGUGCUGCAGGUGCGGGAUGACGCCGACUCGACCGCGCUCCACGCAGCGCACGAGACGGUCGAAAGCCUCCGCGUCUCGCUUGCGCAGCUUGAAGACACCUCUCCGAUCCACGAGUUUCGCCGCGUGUGCGCCGACUUUUUUCCUGUCUUUGCCCAUGCGCUCGGUCUCGACGAGCAGGUGUCGUGCUUUACCGAUCUCCACGGGCUGAUGUACUAUCUUGAAAACAAACACCUGCAGCUACGCUUCCAGCUGCUUCUCCAGAGUCUCUCGACCGAGAUUCCCGCGAUCGUGUCGGCGGCCGCCUUUGUCCACGGACAACUUGUCUGGACGCAGCUGCCCUUUGAGCAGCUGACAUUGCUCUACACGGUACUUCGCCUCCGCGAGCAAGAGGGCCAUGUGCGCGCGCACCCAGCGUCGCCGACGUCACUUUGGAUGGAUCAGACGCACACCGCCGACUUUUCGCCCGUGUGGGCCAGUAAGCAAGCCUACGCCGAGGUCAGCGGAAGUCCAAGUCCGCUCCUGAAGCGCCGACCGAGUGCGCGCGAGUACUUGGCCGAAGUCACCAAUUCGUUCAAGGCGCCGAGCACUGCUGUCAACCACGGCUUUCAGUGCGUCGACGGGACGUAUGCACUGCUUGGGGCAAAGGAGCUUUGGGCGCCCGCCAUCUCUGUGAACGAGAAGACAUGUCAUCUUGUCGUGUGGCAGGAGCUGGUCGUCACCUCGGUCUUUGUCGUGGACGCAAGUAAUGCGGCUGCGCUCUCACUCGUGUGUGGUGCGCUGCAGGACGCUCUCGACGGACAUGCGCACGUGCGAGAAGCUUCGCGCCGCACGGCGUCGCCUCCCGUUGCGUCGGUCUGGCCGUUCGUCCAUAUGAACCGCAUGACGAUGGGCGUGCAGCUCCACAACCUCGCCAAAUUGCGCGGUAAAUCCCGGGACGAAGCUGUCAUGCCGCUGCGACUCACGGCAACCAGUGUGCCUCGACCGCUGCUGGACGUCCUCAACCACGCCCACGCUGAGAUAGCUGCGCACGCGGCGCUGCUCGAUGUGUGCGUUCAGACGCCAGGCGACGGCUGGGUCGUCGCGCGGCGAUCGGGAAGUGUCGGCAGAGAGCUGUACGCGUUCUUCGAUGCGAGUGUCGAGACGCUUGGCGACUUGAGCAAGAGCAUGACCGAGCUCAUCCUCCACGACUUUGAGAGCACGUUCAUGUAG